Messenger RNA from Micropterus dolomieu (smallmouth bass), 2730 nucleotides. It is a transcript of the gene parlb, whose product is annotated as presenilins-associated rhomboid-like protein, mitochondrial. The transcript has 10 exons. Gene Ontology annotation, cellular component: membrane. Bases 122 to 1249 code for a protein of 375 amino acids. Gene Ontology annotation, molecular function: serine-type endopeptidase activity. Lineage: Eukaryota; Metazoa; Chordata; Actinopteri; Centrarchiformes; Centrarchidae. The record is from RefSeq and is a predicted model, not a curated record.
CCCAGGUGUGCAGUGUCCGCCUCUCUCCUGCAGGUGUCGCCGUUAUUCCUCCGUUCAGCUCCGGUCGCUCCGGGGAGUUGACCCGGUAGUGAACGACCUGCCGGGGUCACCGGGCUCCACCAUGGCGUGGAGGAGCUGCGCCGUCCUGCUCAGACUGACGGGAGAAGAUGUUUUACGGAGCUCCGUGAGGGGAGGCAGCAGGUGGCCUCACAGCUUCCAGCAGAGAUGUGGCUUCCGGAAAGCCGCCAGGAAACCAGAAUCCAAGAAGGUAGAGGAGGAGCUGGGAGCCCCUCCCACAGAGGCCUCCGAGGCCGUGGUCCCCCGACGGACCUCUGUCCCCCCCUGCGACCAGCAGGCUCCUCGCAGCUCCCCCCGUGCCUUCGGCCGGCUCGUCAGGCCGCUCGUCUUCACCGUGGGGUUUACAGGCUGCUCCUUCGGCUCGGCGGCCAUCUGGCAGUACGAGUCCCUCAAGUCCCGGGUCCAGAGUUACUUCGACGAGGUCCGAGCCGAUUGGCUGGAGAAGCUGCGACCUCAGAAGCGAGGAGACGUCCGCAAAGAGGUGAACCAGUGGUGGCACAGCUUGAGCGAGGGGCAGAAGACGGUAACAGGGAUCAUUGCUGCUAACGUUGUGGUGUUCUGCUGUUGGAGGGUACCAUCUCUGCAGCGCUCCAUGAUCAAAUACUUCACCUCCAACCCCGCCUCCAAGACCCUCUGCUCCCCGAUGCUUCUUUCCACCUUCAGCCACUUCUCCUUCUUCCACAUGGCCGCCAACAUGUACGUCCUCUGGAGCUUCUCCACCAGCGCCGUCUCCAUGCUGGGCAGAGAGCAGUUCGUGGCCGUCUACCUGUCUGCAGGUGUCAUUUCUUCGUUUACCAGUUAUGUGUGUAAGAUGGCAACGGGGAGGUUCGGUCCAUCUCUGGGCGCCUCUGGAGCCAUCAUGACCAUCCUGGCGGCCGUUUGCACCAAAAUGCCAGAAGCCAAACUGGCCAUCAUCUUCCUCCCCAUGUUCUCCUUCAGCGCCGCCAACGCUCUAAAGGCCAUCGUCGCGAUGGAUACAGCCGGCGUGGUGUUGGGAUGGAAGUUUUUUGACCACGCUGCUCAUUUAGGAGGAGCCCUGUUUGGAAUGUGGUACAUCCUGUUUGGUCACGAGUUGAUCUGGAAGAACCGAGAACCUUUUGUUAAGCUGUGGCACGACCUGAGAACAGGAGGACGACCGGGCGGAGGAGGUGACGGAGGCGGCGCCGUGUAGAACGCUGAAGCGCCGGGGCUGAUGGGGGAGAAACACAUGUACAGAUGUAUAAAAUGUACAGAUGAACAGAAAGAAGCUGCACCGUUCGGCUUCCCCGGGACACCUUGACAGGAAGUAGGUGGGCGUAACGGUGACCUCAGCUGGUGAAGUCACCUGGAUUUAAAAUAAUGAUCAUAUUUAUAAAAAAUAAUCGACAUAAAUGAUUGAUGUUUUGUUUGUUUGUGUUCACAUGUUAGAGGCGAAGCAGAAAUCCAAACUAGGACUGAAAAUAAUUAUUUUACUGUUUUUGAUUGUGGUUAAUUCAUUAUUUAGCCAAUAAAAACGUCCAAAAAGCCAGAGAUUCAGUUUCUAAAGGUGUGAAACAGCUCACUGGUUAAACGUAUACAAGUCUUUUGCUGUUGAUUCAUUUAUUAAUUUAAGGCUUUAAUGAAAGCCCCUGGUUUAAAACCACCAGCAACUGGAAGAAAAGAAGUAGCAGUAAAGUUAGACAAACUAAAAUCCACUUCUAAACAAUUAGCAUCUGCUGAACUGAGAUGCUGCACCGCUCCUCUGCUGUCUGUGGCGGUCGUGAUGGAGUCGCCCCCUGCAGGCUGCUGGAGAGGACGCAGGUUGAAGUUACCUCCGUGCUGUCUUGGCACCACAAAAAGUGCUUCUUGUUACCAGCGACAGGCUCAGACUGUUAUACCAGGUGACUCCCAGCGACCCCCUUUGUAAAUAACAAGAAACUUGAAAGGAAGAAGCUGGUGGAAACGAGGGAGGGGAGUUUGUUGUGUAUGUAGAGGAGCUGCUAGCGAGACUUCUAACGUUAGUCCAACACGACAAACUGCUCUCUCCAGCUCUGACUCUGACUUUCAUCGGCGUCGUGUUGGCAACAUAAAAGUGACUUAUCCAACCACAACGCCGACACGUUUAAUCUCCAUCAGAUGGAGGUAAAGGGCUGCAGGUCUGAAAGAAGCUCUAUAUAUUCUUUCUGCAACAUAAAAAUACAGGUUUACGAACAUUUUUAAGUUGUAAGAAAGUUUGUCUUACACUAGUGAGGGAUUUUUACUUGCAUUUGCACGGGGUAGUUAACUGUGACCCGCAAACAUGAAGUCAGUUUGAUAAAGAGACAGUUUAAAGUCCACAAACUGUCAAAACACAGACAAACACAGCAGAGGCUAGUCUGCAUGUUGAUCUGCACACAAGCAGCACAAAGAAUUAAAAAGACAAUGUCAAAUAAAGCACAUUAAUAAAUUUAGAAGAGAAUAUAGAUAAAAAUAUAUACUGCACAUAUAUGUAUACAUAUUUAGAUACUAGAAUCCAGGCACUUUUAUUUAUUUGACCCAAAAUUGCAAAUCACUCAAAAUCACAACAGAAGGGUUCGUAGGAAAAUAUGUAACUGUAUGAACGGUAAAAGUACUCAUGAUAAAUAUGAGCUUUUAAAGUUACUAAAUGUUGUUUUAACUGUUAAUCUGAUAUAAACUUUAAAUACUUACAAUGAA